GAUAACGCCCGUUCGAGAGUAAAGUGAAAAUUACGACACCGAGCACACGAGGACCUCAGUCUACGCAGUGCUCAAGUUCCAGCAACAUCGCUCCGGAGGCAAUUUCUUAAUCGCGCCAAGAUGGAUAACUUUACGCUGUUACUUUCGUUGGCGGCGGUUUUAACAGCGAUCUACUACUACGUCUUCAAGAAUCUGAGCUACUUCAAAAGGAACAAGAUCCUGCAUAAACCCCCGGUGCCAUUCUUCGGAAAUAUGGUACCAUUUCUACUCAGAAGAAAGACGAUGGUGGACACGUUGCAAGAAAUCUACGACUUGAACGGCGACGCUAAGUACGUCGGUUUCUACGAGUUCACCACGCCGAUCAUCCUCCUUCGGGACGCGGACCUCAUCAAGUCGAUCACCAUAAAGAACUUCACUUCGUUCACUAACCAUCAAGCGAUCGUUGAGAAGGAUCUCGAACCGGUGCUGGGCAACAUGCUGUUCACCCUGCCCGGCGAGAAGUGGAAGGACAUGAGAGUCCAGCUGACGCCGACCUUCACCUCCAGCAAGAUCAAGAUGAUGUUCAUGCUGAUGUCGCACGUCGCGGUGAAUUUCUCUCACUACCUCGCCAACCUGCCGGAGAAGGAACGAGAACUAGAGCUGAAAGAGGUGCUCACGAAGUAUACCAGUGACGUGAUCGCCAGUUGCGUGUUCGGGAUCAACGUGGACACCAUCAAGGACCCCAAGAACCCGAUUUACGUGAAGGGCAAGAAGGCCACCGAUUUCAAUGGGUUCGAAACCAGCAUGAAGUUCAUGCUGCAAAAGAACUUACCUUGGAUAGCGAAGCUGUUCUCCAUUACAGUGUUGGACCAUGGGAUCCAGGGCUAUUUCACGGACACGAUAAGGAACACCGUGAAACAAAGGCUGGAGCAAGGUAUCCAUAGGCCGGACAUGCUUCAGAAUAUGAUAGACAUGAGUAAGAACAACAAGUCCGAGAAGCCGCUGACUAUGGAGGAUAUAGUCUGCAACGCCUUCAGCUUCUUCUUCGGCGGUUACAACUCGGUAGCCUCGCAAGCUUGCUCGAUCAUUCAUGACCUGGUGGAGCAUCCGGAUAUCCAGAAGAGGCUGCAGGAGGAGAUCGACGAGGUGCUCGAGAACACGCAGGGCAAGGUCACCUACGACGCUAUAAUAAACAUGGAGUACAUGGACGCGGUGAUGAACGAGUCGAUGAGGGUGCACCCGUCGCCCAUCUUCAUAGACCGGAAAUGCAGCAAGGACUUCGAGCUGCCGCCAGCGUUGCCAGGCGGUGAACCGGUCACCGUGAAAGCUGGAACGAUCUUCUGGGUGGCGGUUCACUCGAUUCAUCACGAUCCGAGGUACUUCGAAAACCCGCAUCACUUCGAUCCUGAACGAUUCCUCCAAGAUGGCAAGAGGAUCAUGAAUUCCGGCGCCUUUGUGCCGUUCGGGCUGGGACCGAGGAUGUGUAUUGGCACCAGGUUUGCGCUGACGGAGAUCAAGGUACUGCUGUUCUAUAUUUUCGCUCGUUCCAACGCGAAGGCUUGCUCGAAGACAACUAUACCGUUGGAGCUGUCGAAGGUCACGACGUUCAUUAAUACCGCCAGCAAAGGGUUCUGGGUAAAGAUGGAACCGCGAAAGAAUUGUAGUCAAUUUGUCGACUGUUUGGCGAGCAAUGGGAUACAUCAGGAAUGAAUUGAUGCGAACCGUGAAUUAUGGCGACGUUACUUUUGAGAUUCGUAUAUAAAUAUUAUAAUUAAUGUUACUAUUGUGUAUCAAUGGAGUGUAAGUAUCGAAAUUAUGUAAUAUCCUGCGAAUUUGUUGGAAAAAUGUACUUCUGCUUGAUCGAAUAAAUUGUUCAAAUGAAUAGUGAGGAUAGUUGUAACAUGUAAUUGGAUAGUUAUAAUAUGUAAAUACAUGAUUAAUGUGAAUUUUUAUAUUAUAUACAUUUUAUUAUUAUUAAAUUAUAUUUGGUACAGAGAAUGCAACAGUUUAUCGUUGUUAUCACUAUGUGUACGUAUCAAUCUCUGCUACACUGAUAAUAUUGUGCAACAUGUGCCUGUAGUAUCAGCAGUUAGUGAUGUAAGUUUGAAUCUCAUAACUGAUUAAUAGACAGUGUAUACACAUACUUCAAUUAAUGGUAAUUUAUAAUUCGUAAUCACCAGAAAUUUAGCUUGUAGAGUAAUGUUAACAUUAAUACAUUAAGGUAAUUAAACUGAAAAUAAUAGGAAUAUUAAUUCAUGAUUAUUUUAGACAGAAUAAAAUAAAAAAUCAAGAUAAUUAAAUGACAUAUCUCAAUUAGUUACAACAUGUAAAAUGUGUUCUUUUAUUAAAAAUGUUUGCUUAUUAGAAUACAAAAAAUUAAUAAUAUUAAAUCUCAUAUAAAAGUAAUAAUACUUCUCCGUAGACUCCUCAUAUUAAUUUUAUUGUUUAUAUUUACACAGAACUUUUAACGCAAUAAAACAUAAAAU
This is a messenger RNA of Nomia melanderi (Alkali bee), 2465 nucleotides long. The record is from RefSeq and is a predicted model, not a curated record. NCBI's taxonomy places the organism in Eukaryota, Metazoa, Arthropoda, Insecta, Hymenoptera, Halictidae.